Microcebus murinus (gray mouse lemur) is the source of this 6064-nucleotide messenger RNA. RefSeq names its product 5'-nucleotidase domain containing 3 (gene NT5DC3). Lineage: Eukaryota; Metazoa; Chordata; Mammalia; Primates; Cheirogaleidae. Gene Ontology annotation, molecular function: 5'-nucleotidase activity. The record is from RefSeq and is a predicted model, not a curated record.
GCCACUCGCAGCGCGCUGGCGGCAGGCAUGGCCACGGCGGCAGCGGCGGGGGUGGCCCGCGGGGCCGGGGCGAGGGCGGCGGCGUUGGCCCUGCGGGGCGGCAGGACCGCGGCACCCGGGCGGCCGUGCGCCGGCCCAGCUCGGCGCUUGUGCACAGCACCCGGGACCGCUCCGGACAUGAAGCGCUACCUGUGGGAGCGCUACCGGGAGGCGAAGAGAAGCACGGAAGAAUUGGUUCCUUCAAUUAUGAGCAACUUGUUGAAUCCAGAUGCCAUUUUCUCCAACAAUGAAAUGAGCCUGUCAGACAUUGAAAUCUACGGCUUCGAUUACGAUUACACCUUGGUGUUUUAUUCAAAGCACCUCCACACGCUGAUAUUUAAUGCUGCCCGGGACCUUCUCAUCAAUGAACACCGGUAUCCUGUGGAAAUCAGGAAGUAUGAGUAUGACCCCAGCUUUGCAAUCCGUGGACUGCAUUAUGAUGUUCAUCGGGCAGUAUUGAUGAAGAUUGAUGCUUUUCAUUACAUCCAGCUGGGGACUGUCUACAGAGGCCUCAGUGUUGUCCCUGACGAAGAAGUCAUUGACAUGUACGAGGGGUCCCACGUGCCCCUGGAACAGAUGAGCGACUUUUACGGAAAGAGUUCUCACGGAAACACCAUGAAGCAGUUCAUGGACAUCUUCUCCCUGCCCGAGAUGACCCUCCUGUCCUGCGUGAACGAAUACUUCCUGAAGAACAACAUUGACUAUGAGCCCGUUCACCUGUACAAAGACGUCAAGGAUUCAAUUCGAGACGUCCACAUCAAAGGAAUUAUGUACAGAGCAAUCGAGGCAGAUAUUGAAAAGUACAUCUGCUACGCUGAGCAGACCCGUGCAGUGUUGGCCAAACUGGCCGAUCAUGGCAAGAAGAUGUUUCUCAUCACCAACAGCCCCAGUAGCUUUGUGGACAAGGGGAUGAGUUAUAUCGUUGGGAAAGACUGGAGGGACCUGUUUGAUGUGGUCAUCGUUCAGGCCGAGAAGCCAAACUUCUUUAAUGAUAAGCGGAGACCUUUCCGAAAGAUGAACGAGAAAGGUGUCUUACUCUGGGAUAAGAUCCACAAGUUGCAGAAAGGCCAGAUUUACAAGCAGGGUAAUUUAUAUGAGUUUUUGAAGCUUACUGGUUGGAGAGGAUCCAAAGUGUUAUAUUUUGGUGACCAUAUAUACAGUGACCUGGCGGAUUUGACCCUAAAGCACGGCUGGAGGACUGGCGCAAUUAUCCCGGAGUUGAGAUCUGAGCUCAAAAUCAUGAACACGGAGCAGUACAUUCAAACCAUGACCUGGCUGCAGACCUUGACCGGGUUACUGGAGCAGAUGCAGGUGCACAGGGACGCUGACUCGCAGCUGGUCUUGCAGGAGUGGAAAAAGGAGAGAAAGGAGAUGAGAGAGAUGACCAAAAACUUCUUCAACGCCCAGUUUGGAAGCUUGUUCCGCACAGACCAGAACCCGACCUACUUCCUGAGGCGCCUGUCGCGCUUCGCCGACAUCUACAUGGCGUCUCUGAGCUGCCUCUUGAACUACGACGUCAGCCACACUUUCUACCCCCGGAGGACUCCCCUGCAGCACGAGCUGCCCGCGUGGUCCGACAUGCCCUCCACCUUCGGAGCCCCCCGCCUGCAGGAGGCCCAGGCCGAGUAGCUGAGGCCCCUCCAGGAAAAAGCCAGAAACAGCGACGCCCCAGGUUGGGUGGGCAUGGCGGCCUUGACUUUGUGUGGGUCUGAGUGUCGCUUUCAGAAAAGAUCCCUUAGGGACAGUACUGCUCCCAGGUUGCUAAGACAAGCGCUGGCAGCCCGCCUGUCCUCGCCCUGUCCACGCAGGGCUGAGGGGCAAGCUUCCUACCGAACCUCUGAUUCCGCCUGUUUUGUUUACCAAGGUCCUGGAACUGACGUCGGUUUUUCCGGGAUAGGAGAGAACUCUCACACCGUCUCUAUUCCAGCGGGUCAAGUUUUGAAACGAUGCUUGACUCCUCCGUGGAACAUGUCCUGAGCGUGCACGGGCAGUGCAGAGGGAGCUGCUCAGUGACGUGCACGGAGAAACUGCUCGCAUCAUUGGGUACUAAGGCUCUGGCUCCUUCCAGGGAGGCUGAGCUGUCUUUGGUGCAGCCCAGCCUCCCUGGAAGGACUUACAUGAGAGAACAAGAGAAGUUGCAACCCUCGGCCGUUUCAUCUCCAGUGUGUGCUUCCUGCGUCCUGCCUACGCUGGGGAAGGACACAGGUGCAAAAAAUGAUGGGCGGGUUCAUGCUUUUCCCCAGAGAAGGAGGGGGAGGAGAUACCAGCUCUGGUUAAAAAUGCUUUCCUCCAGCCGAACAGUCUUCGGUAGGAUAAGGGUGCAAGAAACCAGUGGGUUCGAAGAAGCAGAGCAUCUGCGCUGGGUCUCCAGGGAGCAUAUUAAACCCCGAAACGCCGCCAGAGUGUCGGUUUAAUGUGCUCAUUGGAGGAAAGAAAAUGAAACAGGAGAAAGUGUCCUUGUGAUGAAAAGCCCACCGUGUCAUCCACUGGGUUGAGUUGGAGUCUUGUUAAAACAUGUGCAUUAUCAGAACCGGUCCUUGGCUGGAGAGACACAAACAAGGUGCUGGCUUCUCACUGAUGGAUUACCAACUGCGGUGAUCAUCUCUGGGUAUGGGAGGAGGGAGGUGGCCUUUGCAGCUCAGCUAUAGCUCCAACUCUCUGCUCCCCGCUAGAUUUCUUUCCUGCCGUGUUUUUUGUGGCUAUUUGGGAGCUUGGGUGGUUUUCUUUAGGUGUCUAAGGUGGUAGAGGAUGAAGGACAUUGAAGCAAGCUAAGAAAGAGGUAGAAAUAAUCUAGUUAACUGAGCUUUUCUUAUUUCUUUCUAAGGGCAGGGCAAAUGGCAUAUAUAUAGUUUUUUUUUUUUUGGUGGGGGAGGGAAGAAUCCUUUAUUAUGUCUGCAUUUACAAUAUCUUUCAAUAUAAAGUGCAUAUUUACUGCACUGUCUGAGUGCUAUGGGAAUGUCUGCUGUUGUUAUGGUGCUGCUAAUAAUAUUUUAAGUUGCAUAUGCUGCAUAGAUACUUCUGUUCAGAUUAGCCUAAUCUAGUACUGCUAAGACUCAUUUUAAGCUUUAGUGGUAAUGUGGCAUAUAUUCUUGAAUCUAAAGAAGGGCAGGAACAUGAAGGGGCUUGGGGAGAGUGCUUGCUCGCUCUGCAUUUUUAUUGUAGUGAACGUAUCAUGACCAGCGAUUGAUGAAAUGCUGGCCUGGCAUUUCAUAGGCUAUUUCUGCCACAUUGCAGAAAUUAAGUGAGUUAUAUAGCAUCCUUUGUAAUGAUGCUUAUUAUAAUGGGAUUUUACCUAUGAUGUUUUGCUAUGUUUAACUGUAAUGGUGAAGGUGACCCUUUAGACCUAAUUAGGCUCCUUUUUUUCUUUCUUCUGCAUUUUAUUAUAAGCACAGUAAGGCACAGUAGUCUGUUCCUUUUCGGAAUGCGGUAGGCAUUCUCUUAUUGUUUGCUUGCUUCUAGGCAUUGUCACCAUCAGAGUGACCAGAGGCUGGCAUUCAAUGGGUACAGGUGAUACCUAGUUUCAGGUCCUAAAAGGAUGCACUGGUGCUCUUGGCUUAGAGUGUCUGCUUUGGAGAAGCGAGUGAGGAAGCAGGUAUUGUUUAAAAAAAUGUCUUUUUUUUUUUUUUUUUUUUUUUUAUCUAAUCAGAUACUGGCUGUUUACUAGAGCCUAGUAACAGGGUGUUUACUCCAGAAUGAAGUAGAACUACUUUUAAAGCCUGCUUUCAUGAAUGUUUUAGGUGACCCAAGCCUUGGAGGAGAAAUACCUUUUCUGGGAAUGAAUGAUAAAUUUUACAAUUAUUCCCACUGAUGAGGGUUUUGGUCUCUGGGAUGUUGAGCCGGGCAGUUUUGAGAUCUGCCGUGUGGCAGCAGCCUGGUACCUGUCACUCCAGAGCCCACCGACCGUGUGCCUGGAGGGCUGCAAACCCAGGUCCUGGGGGUGACAUAGCACAGCCAUCUCCACGGGAAGGACAGAGGCAUUUCCCUACUUCUUCGUUAUUCAUACUUGUCCCCACUCAGUUGAGGUAGAUUUUUAACUUGUCACUGUCAGGGCUCUCAGCUGGGACUUGGCACACAGCACUGGGCAUUUCAUUCUUUCCAGUUUGUUCUCUUGUGUGCAUGUUGAUGAAAGCAUAUUGGUACUAGGGAAGUGAAUCUGUUUUCUAUCAUUAAAAAAAAAACAAUUUGUAAAGCAGUCAGAAUAACUUUCAUUUGAACAUUUAAAACAUUGCUAUUUUUUUUGUUUUUGUUUUUUAAUAUUGCUUAGACUUAUUUUCUAAGAAUUACGUGAACACAAAAUCACAGUUUGGGGCAGUCCAUGCCAGCUAUGCUAGUCCAGUGGGACUCAGUACCCGUAGCAGGUCCCAUUGGAAGGGACUUGCACAAGUGAUUUUAUGUGGUUUUUAAAAUAUUUUAGGUGUUUGACUUAGAGCUCACACUUUCCUCCUAACAUAUCCCCUCUCUUUUUAAUUUUUAAAAACUUUUCAUCUUUAGCUCUAUUUUCUGCUGUCACCAUUGAUAUCAUGUAACAUAAACUGCCUGCAACUGACUUGGGCAUAUCUCAGACAAAAUCACUAGUUGCUUUGAAUGCUUUGGGCCUCUUAAUUAUUGCAAAGGAGAAAUGAAAAGUAAUCUUGCCUCCUAGCUAAUUUAGCCUCGGGUGAUUGAAAUGGCUUUUCCUCCCUCUUCCUCUCAAAAGGCCUUUAAUGCAGAAGUGGAUGUGCUCAGUAUUGGAAUUCCAUUUUUCCAAAUGCUCAUUUUCUGCCAAACACCCACUUGAGGCCCUUGUCUAGAAUGCUCUGGGGCUAAAUUUGGCCAGAGGUGGGAUUCCUUGAUUACUCUGUUCCAACUAAUAGAGAGCCUGUUUUACCCUCUUAAUAUUGAUUUCCUUUUAUACCAGUUUAUUUAUUUUUUGCCUUAGCAUUUUGGAGCUUCGCUCAAAGUUCAGCUCACCUUGACACUACCAGUGAGUGGGUGCAGGGAAGGGAAGGGAGUGAAUUUCCUCUAAUACAGGGUCAGUAAACUUUUCCUGUAAAGGGCCAGAUAAGAAAUGUGUUUGGCUUUGCAGGCCGUUGGCUGUUGCUUCUACGCUAGGAAUGGGCAUGGCUGUGUCCCAUUAUGACCCGAUUUACCAAAAUAGUCCUUGGGCUAGAGUUGGCCCUCAGGCUGUGGCUUGCUGGCCUCUGUUCUAAAUGGAUGGUGUUGGUGGCAGUGGCAAGAUUCCCUUGCAGAGAGCAUGCUGGUGACUGACCUCGUAGGUGGGUUGCAGAUAGGAGAAAGAAGCUCUGGAUAAGUGUGCCACGUUCCUUCCGGCUGCUUUCUGGGCACAUUUACGUGUAUGGCCAGUGUGGGUACUUGAGCUGCAGGCUUGAGUAUUAAUUGAAUAUACCUCUCGUUGCACUGCAUUUUUUUUUUUGUAAGUGUGCUAGUAUCGGGUGCUGGGCUCAGCUGCCCGGCUGACCCUUGGGACUGAAGGACUUAUUCCCCCACUGCUGGGGGUGCUGCCGGCUGGCCUUUCACUGCUGUUACCCUCUUUGGGAGUUUCUCCUGCUGAAGACCCCUGCCUGCCCGGGUCCCACCCCACCUUCCUGCUGGUAACCCUUGACUGCUUCGUGGAGAGGUACAAAGGCGUGGCCUCCCCACCCGAACUCUGGCGAACCCUGUGGGGCCAUCCCAGCUCCAGAGCUCCCGAGGCGCCUCUCCCACUGGUCUGGCCUGGCCCACAGCACUCCCUGGUAAGCUUACCUGCAUGCCAGUCUCUGUCUCGGCGUCUGCUUUCGGGGAACCGACCUGUGACAGUGCUUCUGUACUUUUCUAGUCCUGCAGGCUUGAACCCUGACUUAGAAGACUGUUUUCUAAUUGUUUAAUGGAAUGACAAAUUACGCCUGUAUGAUAUCAGGCAUAAUACAUGCAAAUUAGGUAGACUUAAGUAUUUAUUCUAAUGUGAAUUUGCUAUUUAUUCUAAAUGUUGAUUUUACGUGUUCUGUGCUGUUGAACUUAUUGCCAAAUAAAAAUUUGAAUUGUAUCA